AACCGGAAGUUUCGGUCAUUUCCUCUCCGACUCCUCGUCGUGUUCUCUAAACUAAUAAUUUACGGUGAUGCGGCAAGAGAAUAAGGGGUCGUAUCGUCUUAUCUGUCGAACUACAAACAAGAUUUAUUAAUGUUUGUUACUGCCAUGGUGGAGAAGAGGCUUCUGUAGCAGAAAAAAAAUUCAGUUGACAACAUCAUAAUCAGCCUGCAGCCGCCAUGAGGUGACGACUGUGACAUUUUGUACUUUUGCUGACGUGGACACAUGGCAAGGAUUACUUUGUCCUGCCUGCCAGCCUCCUGGUACUGCAGCGUGUCCCUGCUGUCUCUGGGCUGUGCACCAAGACAGAGGCUUCUGCUCCUGCUGCUGCUGCUCAUCACCUCUGUCUUCUUCCUUCUGGAAACCUACCAAAGGCAGCUAUGGGGCACCCAGCGACGGUCUGGGACCCAAAUUAACAAAUACCUCUCCCUCACUGAGUCUAUGGAGGCUACUGACAUCCUCAACCCUUCACUGAAUUAUGGCAUCGUGGUGGACUGUGGCAGCAGUGGCUCCAGGAUCUUUGUGUAUUACUGGCCGCCCCAUAACGGGAACCCCCACACCCUACUGGACAUCAGACAAAUGAGGGACCGCAGCCGCAACACUGUCGUCAAGAAGAUCAAGCCUGGUGAGGAUGCGAAGCUCACUCGGAGUUUGUACAGAGGUUUGCAGCUUUCCUCACUUGUUCUGUAUUUCUUUAUUGUGAACAAAACCUCCCGUUUUAUGCGGUACUUCUCUGCAUGUAGGCAGCAGGCAGACAUUAUAGAGGAUCUUGUCACCGAUGUCCCCCUGGAGUUUGAUUUCCUCUUUUCCCGUUCACAUGUUGAGGUCAUCUCUGGGAAACAGGAAGGAGUGUAUGCUUGGAUUGGCAUUAACUUUGUCUUGGGCCGCUUCGACCAUCCUGAUGAGGAGGACGCCACAGUCGAAGUGACAACAAGUUCUCAGAACCAGCAGCCAAUCAGCAGACGGCGCACAGUGGGCAUCAUGGAUAUGGGUGGAGCUUCACUUCAAAUCGCCUAUGAGGUGCCCAGCGCCAUCACCUUCAACUCACCUCAAGAAGAGGAGGCAGGGAAGAGCUUCCUCGCAGAGUUUAAUCUGGGCUGUGAUGUCGAGCACACGCAACACGUGUACCGAGUGUAUGUCACCACGUUCCUGGGCUUUGGAGGAAACAUGGCCAGGCAGCGCUACGAGGACCAGCUCUUUAACAGCACCUUCACCAAGAACAGAUAUCUAACCACACAGACGGGUCUGAGUAAGGACAAACCGUACCUGGACUCCUGCUUGCCCGUCGGACUGACUGAAACAAUAGUCCGGGACAAUCGCACGCUGCACCUGAGGGGUCAGGGUGACUGGACCAAGUGUCAGGAGGCAGUGCGACCCUUCCUGGGUCUCCAUAAUGGCACUAUGUCACCAAGAGGUGUCUAUCAGGCUCCCAUCAACUUCAGCAACAGUGAGUUCUAUGGUUUCUCUGAGUUUUACUACUGUAUGGAGGACGUGCUCAGGAUAGGAGGACAGUACAACAGUGAGAAAUACUCCAAAGCUUCUAUGGACUACUGCUCUACCCAGUGGUCGACACUGAAACAGCGUCUGGAAAACCACCUUUACUCCAAACAGGCAGACGACAGCAGACUGAAGUAUCAGUGCUUCAAGUCAGCCUGGGUGUAUGAAGUGUUGCACUCUGGUUUCCGUUUCCCCACCAACUACCCGAACCUGAAAACAGCCCAGCUGGUUUAUGACAAAGAGGUCCAGUGGACUUUGGGGGCCAUCCUGUACAAAACCCGCUUCCUGCCUCUCAGGGACCUGCAGCAGGAAGCACUGCGGCAGAACCACCCCAGCUGGCUGCGCUCUUCAUUCGUCUACAACCACCACCUGUUCUCACUCUGCAUCCUGGUGGUGGUGCUGGCCAUCCUGCUCUACAUCCUGCGCCUGCGGAGGAUUCACCAGCGGGAGCAGCGGCAGGCCGAGGUCCUGAACCUCCUCUGGGUGGAAGAGGGAGAGGCUCUCCUUCCCUGAGAAAUACGUCUGGGACGGGAGGCUCCACACUA
Neolamprologus brichardi is the source of this 2078-nucleotide messenger RNA. The record is from RefSeq and is a predicted model, not a curated record. NCBI's taxonomy places the organism in Eukaryota, Metazoa, Chordata, Actinopteri, Cichliformes, Cichlidae.